This is a messenger RNA of Plectropomus leopardus (leopard coralgrouper), 900 nucleotides long. It is a transcript of the gene avpr2l, whose product is annotated as arginine vasopressin receptor 2, like. NCBI's taxonomy places the organism in Eukaryota, Metazoa, Chordata, Actinopteri, Perciformes, Serranidae. Gene Ontology annotation, cellular component: plasma membrane. Gene Ontology annotation, biological process: cellular response to hormone stimulus; regulation of systemic arterial blood pressure by vasopressin; G protein-coupled receptor signaling pathway. The record is from RefSeq and is a predicted model, not a curated record. Gene Ontology annotation, molecular function: vasopressin receptor activity; peptide binding.
AUGGAUUCCAGCAGCAACGGCUCUCAAAAGGCGACAGAUGAGGAUGGAGACGCGUAUGAACGUUUCGCGCUCAUCAGAGCUGGCAUUUUGGGUUUGGUUUUUGUCCUCGCAACGUGCAGCAAUGUCUUCUUCUUGUGCACACUUUGGAAGAAGCGAAAAAGAAACACGAGGACGCAGUUGUUUCUGUUGCACCUGUGCCUGGCUGAUCUGGUGGUCGCUUUUUUCCAAGUCCUCCCGCAGUUUCUCAUGGAAAUUACGCACAGGUUCCGCGGCACGGACUUCCUGUGCCGGUCCGUAAAAUACCUACAGGUGGUCGGAAUGUUUGCCUCCACCUACAUGAUCGUAGCUAUGACCAUAGACCGGUACCACGCGGUUUGUAAGCCGAUGGUUUCCUUCCUGAAUGGCGGAAGGAGAUACCUCUCCAUAGGCGCAGCGUGGCUCAUCUCUCUUGCCUUCAGCUCCCCUCAAAUCUCCAUCUUCUCUCUCCAGGAGGUGAAGGAGAACCAGUACGACUGCUGGGCGACUUUUAUUGAACCGUGGGGGAGCAGGGUCUACAUCACCUGGAUCACCCUGUCAGUUUUUGCCCUGCCUGCAGUCAUUGUGCUUUACUGCCAAAUAAGAAUAUGCACAACAAUCUACUUCAACAUGAAGAGGAAGGCGCUGCAAGCAGGACGCACGGGCAUGAAGGGGGUGUCCAACACCAUGCUGAAGACUGUGAAAAUGACAUUUGUGAUUAUAAUGACAUACACGGUGUGUUGGAGCCCGUUCUUUGUUGUCCAGUUAUGGUCUGCUUGGAGCCCUAGCAGUGCGCCUACUCAAGGUCCAGUGUUUGCCAUCAUAAUGCUGCUGGCCAGCCUCAACAGCUGCACAAACCCUUGGAUAUAUCUCUACUAUAGCUAA